AUGAAUGAUUCAUUUUUGACUGAUGUGUCAUGUAACAUUAUAUGCAAAAUACAGCUGGUUGUGACCCCCUUUGUGAUGCUCGAAGCCUCUUUCGCCUUUCAUGCAUAUUCACGUCGUUUGCUUAACGGGUUGGUCCAAUACGUUUGUGGGUUAAAACUGAUUGAACAGGCUGGAACAAACAGAGGUUGUACUCAAAUACAACCGCCAAUUGUUACAGUGACCACUGGGCCUGGCGCUAAAGUGUGUUCAAGAGAAUCAAUUAAAGGUAAAAACGCCAUGCAGAGCGAUGCAGCACAGAUGCAGCCUGCUUCAUGUCCACCAACAACAUAUUCUCCCUCCGUAUCUGCCCAAGACAAUAUUUCCUGCACUACACGGCAUUCUCAUCAAAACAUAGCGGGCCCAUCAGGCCUGCGCUCUUCUCGGCCUAAAAAAACAGAAGGUAUUCGUGUUCGUACCCCACGAAGGGCAGCGUUUGCAUCAACAGGUGCGCAUGUUAGGUACCAGAACCUUGGCCGUCCAACCUUCACGUGCCAUAAUUGUGCGGCGAUCAUGUGGUAUGAAGAGAGGAAUAAAAAUGCAAAGUCGUCUGAUGGGACGACUUUCUCUUCGUGCUGCCAGGAUGGCAAGGUUUUGCUUGCUCGCCUUCUUGAUCCGCCUGAACCAUUAAGAUCAUUACUUGAUUAUAACGACCCGUCGACACUUAGAUUCAGAGAACAGAUUAGAGUUUACAAUAGCAUGUUCUGUUUCACAUCGUUUGGGGGAAAGAUUGAUCAUGCUAUAAACAGUGGUCGAAGCCUAUACACCUUCCGAAUAAGUGGGCAGAACUACCAUCGAAUAGGCUCCAUGUUGCCAGUUGAAGGUGAGCAACCAAGAUAUGCUCAGCUGUAUUUCUACGACACGCAAAACGAAGUUAAAAACCGUAUAACUGCUUUGUUUGGCCAGACCCAUUGUCACGACACAUGUGACGAAGCAAUUGUUGCGUCCCUAAUCAGAAUGUUAGACACCCACAGUCCUUUGGCAAACGCCUUCCGCAUGGCACGUGACUGGUGCACUCAAAAUGAAAGAAACAAUUGUCAUCUACGCUUACUUGGCCAGAUAAUAAACAAUCCACAAUACAACCGCCCUAAUGUGUCUGAAGUUGCUGUUCUUAUCACAAACGACUUUGGGGACAACCCUGAACCACGUGAUGUUAUCGUUAGCCCAAAGCACGGCGCGCUUCAACGCAUAUCGGAAUUACAUCAGCUUUACAUGCCUUUGCAAUAUCCGCUGUUGUUCCCGUACGGAGAGACCGGGUUCCACGAACGAAUACACUACCAUGACAACACAGGACGCCGAGCCACUAAACGACAAUGUGUCACAAUGCGGGAAUACUACUGCUACAGAAUCCAUUAUCGCAAUACCGAAGGCACCACCCUGUUAAGAGGCGGUCGUUUAUUCCAACAAUACUUAGUUGACUCAUACGCAGCUAUCGAAGAACAAAGAUUGCGCUGGAUGAGGAAUAACCAAAACGAACUGCGUGUUGAACUCUAUCAUAAUGUUUGUGACGCUGUGACGCGUGGGGAUACAAAUGCCAAGGCUAUCGGCCAACGUAUAGUUUUACCGGCAACCUUUACGGGCAGUCCAAGAUAUAUGAUCCAAAAUUACCAAGACGCCAUGGCUCUAUGCCGCACUUUUGGGAACCCCGACCUGUUUGUAACAUUUACAGCUAACCCAAAAUGGCCUGAAAUCGAUGACAUGGUAUCUCUCAUACCCGGCCAAAAGUCUCAUGAUCGUGCAGAUGUUGUAUCACGCGUUUUUAAACUAAAGCUUACCUCCUUGAUUGAAGAUAUUAUGAAGAAACAAAUCUUUGGUAGCUGCGAAGCAGCUGUUUAUACAAUUGAGUUUCAGAAACGAGGCCUACCACACGCGCACCUUUUGUUGUGGCUUGAACAUUCUGUCGAGUCACGCACACCGGCUGGCAUAGAUGAUUUGAUUUCUGCAGAGAUCCCAUCGGAAAUGGACGAUCCAUCCGGCUAUAAGGCCGUAACAGAUUACAUGUUGCAUGGCCCAUGUGGAAACGAUGCGCGCAGUGCUCCAUGUACAACAGAUGGAAAAUGCAUGAAACACUUUCCGAAACCAUUUUACCAAGAAACAACAAUUGACGAAGACGGUUACCCGGUUUAUCGCCGACGAGAUACCAAGAUCUUCUUUAAGAAGGGCAAAACGAAGCUUGAUGACCGGUUUGUCGUCCCAUACAACCGCUACCUCCUCUUAAAGUACGAAUCUCACAUCAAUGUCGAAUGGUGCAACCAAUCCCGAGCGAUAAAAUACCUGUUUAAAUACUUGAACAAGGGGCCAGACAGGGCUACAAUGGUUGUUCAGGAAAACAUUGGCAAUAACGGUGAAAAGCGUACACAACAGAUUGUUAAGGUUGAUGAGAUUAAAAACUAUCUGGAUUGCCGGUACUUAUCACCAUGUGAAGCUGUGUGGAGGAUGCUUGCAUUUCCUAUACAUUACUCAUUCCCAUCCGUCAUGAAACUAACGUUCCAUACACCUGAUCAACAUCUGCUCACGUUACGUGAUUCAGACAGCUUACCGGCAUUGUUAAACCGGGACGGGAUACGAGACACGAUGUUCACCCAAUGGUUCGCGCUAAACAACAGAGAUGAAGCGGCAAGAAAGUUAACGUACGCCGAGAUACCAACAAGGUAUGUGUGGCAAGAGGAUAACAAGGUUUGGAAAUCGCGGUUGGAACGGACAGCCAUUGGGCGGAUUGUGUAUUGCAAUCCAGCAGCUGGGCCAAAGUAUUAUCUAAGAAUGUUGUUGGGGAUUGUGAGAGGGCCUCGAAGUUUUGAAGAAAUAAAAACGGUCGACGGAGUCGUAUAUGCAACGUUCAAAGAAGCCUGCUAUGCGUAUGGCUUGCUUAAUGAUGACAAGGAGUGGAAUGACGCCCUGUCAGAGGCUAAAUUAUGGGCGUCCGGUUCCCAACUACGGGAAUUGUUUGUUACCAUGUUGUUGUUUUGCGAAGUGAAUCGUCCGGCGCAACUCUGGGAAGAAAAUUGGGAGAUACUAUCUGAUGAUAUUUUGUACCAAAAACGUAGGCUUUUCAUGUUCCCAGGGUUACAUUUAUCUGACGACCAACUUAAGAACUACUGCCUGAUCGAACUAAAUGAAAUAUUAGAGAAAAAUGGAAAAUCGUUAUCGGAUUUCACAGAUAUGCCUCAGCCAGAUACGUCGCUCCUCGAUAAGAUGGAUAAUCGUCUAAUUAGGGAAGAGUUGAGUUACAAUAAAAAAAGAUAA
Molecule: messenger RNA, 3279 nt
Organism: Helianthus annuus (common sunflower)
Lineage: Eukaryota; Viridiplantae; Streptophyta; Magnoliopsida; Asterales; Asteraceae
Exons: 7
Coding region: 1-3279 (1092 amino acids)
Source: RefSeq, a predicted model, not a curated record